Molecule: messenger RNA, 1176 nt
Organism: Candidula unifasciata
Lineage: Eukaryota; Metazoa; Mollusca; Gastropoda; Stylommatophora; Geomitridae
Source: the annotation of a GenBank genome assembly
AUGGGAUCAGGGAAAGAAACAGAUAUUGAGCUGGCUGUGAAGAAAAUUGUGAAAGUUGUGCAAGAUCCUAUAUCACGUUUCAGAUUAUUUGACAGUCUUGGUCGGCUUGUGUUGCUGUGUAGCCUGUGCUGUGUAUAUUCAAGGCAGAAAGGCGAGCUGGAGAAGACAAAGAGCCUGCUAGUUUCUCUCGGGCAGCUGGUAAAAACUGUUGGGAAAUCUGUUUUAGAGGAGGCGUUCCCAUAUAAACAAGGUCUUAUAUUGUGCAAGCAAAACAACAACAAACUAGCUGAUGAAACCAGCAUCUGUGUGGGUGAUUUUGUCCGGCUGAUUACACUGUCCAGUGAGCUGACUCUUGAGAUUGGGUCAGUGCAGCACAGAGAAUGGCAAUGGCUGGAUACAUUUUUACAGUGCAACAGGUUAAUUAAAAAAGAUCAGUAUGUCUCGGCCAUGAAGAAGCUAGAGCUGGAACUUUCACAGCCAUUAGAUCCUGAAGCAAAGGCAGUAUUGUUGUGCCAGUUUGCUACAUGCUAUCAGAAACAGGGCUGCCCACAAUUGGCCAUACAGACUUACAAGGAUGCUUUGCAUGUUUAUAAAGAACACCAUCCUGUCUUAUUGCAUCUAGCAGACAUCUAUGAUGUAGUGGGACAGCAGGAGUUAAAGCUGGAAAUUCUGAAUUUACUAGUGAAGAUGCUGUCAGCUAGAUCUGUCAGAAAUGAGAGACGUAUGUUUACAACAAACUUUGAAGCUAUUGUGAUGGCUGUGUUUCAAUUUAUGCCAAGGGUCACUCUUGUGUGUGCAGUCCAUAGCCUUGCCAGAUGCUGUGCUCAGAUUCAUAGAUACAAAGAAGCUGCAGAGCAUUAUCUCAAAUUGCUGGAUUUGCUAAAAAAUAUUGAGAAUUUUACAUUGGAAUCAAAUUCUGAUGAGCCACUGCUAAACACUGAUGUGAGGGAACUUGUUGUGGAAACUGUUGAAACACUAGCUCUUGCCCAGCGUCACAGCGAAUGUCUGUCGCUAUGUGAUGAGUUUUAUCCCAUCUUAUCCACUGAUGGCAUGCUGCCUCACUUAUCACAGCACAAGGAGUCAGAGACUAACAAAGAAGACGGUGCUCAUUCCCAACACAGCCUCUUUAGCCUUUCCCAACAUUCUCAGUCUCCUGAUGAAAUAAUAAAUUGUUCA